Molecule: messenger RNA, 4099 nt
Organism: Choloepus didactylus (southern two-toed sloth)
Lineage: Eukaryota; Metazoa; Chordata; Mammalia; Pilosa; Megalonychidae
Gene: RFX5
Product: regulatory factor X5
Exons: 10
Coding region: 134-1957 (607 amino acids)
Biological process (GO): regulation of transcription by RNA polymerase II
Molecular function (GO): DNA-binding transcription factor activity, RNA polymerase II-specific; RNA polymerase II cis-regulatory region sequence-specific DNA binding
Source: RefSeq, a predicted model, not a curated record
AGUUUUCCAGAUUUAGGAGACAUCAGAAAGGUGGGGCAGAUAGAAUGGAGGUGGCAAAGAUCUCUUUGGGUAUAUAUGGGCCUGGAGAAGUAAUGGAAUAAUUUCUAAUUUUUGGAGAAGCCCUCAUGCCGGGAUGGCAGAAGAUGAGCCUGAUGCUAAGAGCCCAAAGACUGGGGGUAGGGCCCCCCCAGGCAGUGCGGAAGCUGGUGAACCCACCACACUUCUGCAGAAGCUCCGAGGUACCAUUUCCAAAGCCGUGCAGAACAAAGUGGAGGGAAUCCUGCAAGAUGUACAGAAAUUCUCAGACAACGACAAGUUGUAUCUCUACCUUCAGCUCCCCUCAGGGCCCAGCACUGGUGACAAAAGCUCAGAGCCAAGUACACUCAGCAGUGAGGAGUACAUGUAUGCCUAUAGGUGGAUCCGCAACCACCUAGAAAAGCACACUGACACCUGCCUGCCAAAGCAAAGCGUUUAUGAUGCCUAUCGGAAGUACUGUGAGAGCCUUGCCUGUUGCCGCCCACUCAGCACAGCCAACUUUGGCAAAAUCAUCAGAGAGAUCUUCCCUGACAUCAAGGCCCGAAGGCUUGGUGGCCGGGGCCAGUCCAAAUAUUGCUACAGUGGCAUACGAAGAAAGACCUUGGUAUCCAUGCCACCCCUGCCUGGACUUGACCUCAGGGGUUCUGAGAGUCCGGAAAUGGGCCCAGAAGUAACCCCAGCACCCCGGGAUGAACUGGUAGAGGCAGCCUGCGCCCUGACCUGUGACUGGGCAGAGCGAAUCCUGAAACGGUCCUUCAGUUCCAUCGUUGAGGUUGCCCGCUUCCUGCUACAGCAGCAUCUCAUUUCUGCCCGAUCUGCACACGCCCAUGUACUCAAGGCCAUGGGGCUUGCUGACGAGGACGAACAUGCUCCUCGGGAACGGUCAUCUAAAUCCAAGAAUGGUGUGGAGAACCUAGAGGGUGGAGCCCAUAAGAAACCUGAAAGACAAGCCCAGCCUCCCAAGGAGCUAGAAACCCGGGCUGGGUCUGGCCCCCCAGUGCGUGGAGAACGGAAGAAGAGUGUAGUAGAGACCCCAACCCCAGCAGCCAAUAACCCACAGGUUAAUGCCCUGGUGGCUCGGCUGCCUCCGCUCCUCCCCCGGACCCCUCGCUCACUUAUUCGGUCCAUCCGAGUCUCUCCACCUAUCCUGGCCCCCAAGCUUUCUUCAGGUCCCCUGAAAGUGGCCACGCUGCCUCUGCCCAGUAGGCCUGCAGGCCCCCAGGCAGCCGUGCCCAUCAUUAACAUGAUCUUACCAACUGUUCCUGCUUUGCCUGGGCCUGGGCGUCUCACUCAGUCCCAGGGCAUAGAGAGCAGGGAGGUAGGCAUGGGGGGUGACCUAGGACCCCAUGACAAAGGUGUCAAGAGGACAGCUGACGUGCCUAUGAGUGAGGCCUGUGGGCAGGAUCUGCCAGCUAAAGCAGCGAAGCAGGAUACAGAGGAUGCAGGAGGUGAUGCCAAAAGAAAACGGGGACGCCCUCGAAAAAAAUCAGGUGGAAGUGGGGAAAGGAAUUCUACCCCUGAGAAGUCAGCAGCUGUCAUGGACUCUGCCCAGCCCUCCAGGUUACCACAGGAGACAGGGGACUCGGGAGGGGAAAGCAACUCAGCUAGAGGGUCAGAGAGGCCAGGGCCAGUGGGAGAGGCUGAGAAGGGGACAGUGCUUGUCCAAGGUCAGGGAGAUGGUGCUGUUUCCAAGGGAGGAAGGGCCCCCAGUUUCCGGCAUGCCAAAGAAGCAGAAGAUAAAAUUCCUCUUGCUACCCCUAAAGUGAGUGUCAUCAAGGGCAGUAGAAGCCAAAAGGAGGCUUUUCGAUUGGUGAAGGGAGAGAUGGAAACGGCAACACAGGGUAAUAAAGACUUUAAGGGGCAUGUGCUUCAGAGUUCCUUACCGCAUGAGUGUAAAGACCCCAAAGCAACACCCCCAUGAUAGGUAUGGAGGAAGUGUUUAUAUCCGUGUGUUAACUCUGUCUGCCUAGCAGAGGCCCUUCUCUGUGCUUGCAUCUCAUUUGGCUGUUCUUUUCCUAAGGGAGUCCAUUCUCCUCUGUAUAGACAGCUGAGCCCCAGUCUUAUAUAGUGCCUGGUUCCUGCCUCUGACCUUUUCAGUUUGGUACCCUUGGCUUUAGUGUCACCAAUAAAUCGGUAGUGACCUUCUUAUCUGAAUCCCUGUGCUAUGCUAUGGGAAGAUAGGGAUGGGGUGAGUAUAAUGAAUAUAUGGGUUAGGAAUGUAUCGGUUUUAAAUCAUAAAACAAAACAAAACAAAACAAAAAACCCUAACUUAAACUGGCUUAAGAAGUUUAAGUCCAGAGAUAGUGCUGGCUCCAGUGACUCAGUAUGCCUCUAAUUACUUCAUUUGUUUUUUUUCUCUCUGCUCAACCUUCUGUAGUAUCAUCUUAAGACGGGGCCACCUCAUGGCUGCCAGCAUUCCUAGGGUUACGUGUUUCCUCAUUUAUGUCCAACCAGAAAGAGAGGGCAUCUUUGUUCCAGGAAUCCUAGCAAAAGCCUAAAGAUUCAUUCUGAAGCCAGCCUGAGUCACAUGUCCACCCCUAACCAAUCACUGUGGCCAGGAGAAGAGUAUAUGCUAAUUUUCUUAUUCUACUUCAUGGGCUAUACCUUUGGCAAAAAGAAUGGGAUCAGGCUCCUCAGAAUCACACGGAAACCCAAAUGUUAACUUGGGAGGAGGGGGUUUCAGGGGUAUUGGGGGAAGGAGGGGCAACGGACACUUGGCUACUCUUAUGAAGUACAUGUGGUUUUAGCUUGCUAGGGUGACAGCAGCUAGACUUUCCUCUUUUUCCUUAUAGUCUUGUAUUUCCUCUGCUGCAGCUGUGACCUCUUUCCUCUUGUUCUAGUCUUAGAAGGAAAAAGAGGGAAGUCAUUCUCUUUUAGGGACUCUUGAAGUUUUCAGUCUCCUCAUUUAGAUGACAAUCCCUUUUUCUCACCUAUAUUCUCAGAGUUGGAGUGGCUUCCUUUUCCUGUUUCAGAAUUUUAAUUUUCUUAUCCCUCUUUUCCUGUCCCCCCACCCUACUGUCACUUACACCAAAUACAGUGAAAGAUUUACUUCUCAUUUCAUUAAAUUCAUUCUGUGUCCACCAGGUGUCAGUCUCUUGUCAUACAUGUGUCAGGACUUAGCCAGGAUGGUGACUUUAUCCUGCUGUGCAGAAGGCAUAGCUCUGCAUGUCAGACCCUUCAGGUGUGUCCUUGGGAAAAGCAGUAAACCAGUAUUUAUUGAGGAACUAUUUUGUCUUCUGCAUAGGGUAGCUUCUGUCAGGGAAUCUUGGUUCUUCCCAAGAAAUAUAGAUUUUGUUUCAGGGAGACUUCAUUCAUUUGUUCAUUUAUUUUGACCACAGCAGAUUUUUUAACAUUAUAAUAUGUAAUAUUUGAUAUCUAUAAAGAAUAUAUGUAAUAUGUAUAAAUUAUGAAGUAUAAUAAUAAAGUGAAUACCUAUGACCCAUCACCCAACUUACACAUUAAAACAUUGGAAAUACCAUCAAAUUUACUUGUGUUACUGUCGUCCUGUCUCUCCCUAGAGUUAAUCACUUUGACUUUCUACUUAUUACCUGCUAUAUAUACACAUACAUAUAUUUGAACCAUGUUGUAUAUAUCCUUAAAUAAUGUAUUAUUUCAUUUUACUUGUUUUUUUAGCGUUACAAAAAGUGUUAAUACUCUAAUAGUCCCCUGCAGUUUGCUUUUUUUCACUUAACAUUUUUUCCAAGAUUCAUUCAUGUUGUGGUAGAUCGACAAGAUUCAUUCAUUUUCAUCUGCAUAAUAUUCCCAUCAAGUGCAUAAACAAGAAGUUGUUUAUUUAUUCGUCUACCAAUGGAUACUUGGGUUGUUUUUCAGUUUUUUGCUAUUACAAACAAUGCUGCUAUGAAUAUUCUUGUACAUGUCAGUGCCUUGUUUGUAAUAAGAUUUCUAAAAAGGUUUCUAAGAUAGUUCUUUGUUCUGUGUACCCCUGAGUUGGGGAUUGCUCCCUCAUGUCUUAUUCUCUGGAAGAGUUUACAUCAAAUUGAAAUGAACUGUUCUUUGGAAAGUUUGGUAAAAUUCACCUGUAAAGCCACCUGAGUCUUGUGUU